CCUACGAAAACCGCACAGGAACAACAUAGCUACCCAGACAAACACGUCUGAUUCGAAUAAGAACAAACGGGAAGAAAGAAGACUCCACUUUCGUUGAAGACGAGAACUCUUGGUUUUCGAAGUCAGUUCAAGCACCGGUUCGUAAAUUGAGUCGCUCUUUAUAAUCGCUAGACUCUGAGAAAGGAGAGGCUUUCAUUUUGAAUUAGCGUGACGUGAGUGACGUCACUCACUAGGGAACCUGAGCUCAAAUCGUCUAAAGAGUGAAUCUGAAAGGCAAAUAUGGCGGACUUCUCAGCACAGGCAACUUCUGUGGCGCGGUUUCUUGCCAUAGCACACAUUUUUCUGGGCUUUGUUCUCGUCUGUUUUGGUAUCGCAGACUAUGUUACUCGGUACUUUUUCACAGGCUACAUAUGUUUUGGAAUUUGGAUCGGUUUAUGGGUGAGUUAAGGGUACAAGUAGCGACUUCUAUAUCGUACGUCAUUUAAAUAAGUCGACAUAAUUGAGCAUAAUCUAUAGUGCAGUUGAGCUUGUUACUUCAUCUGUUUGUCGAAAAUGACUCAUAUUUUCACAUUGUGUUCUGCUAUGUUAUAAUGAGAAGAUUUCAGAAAUCGUUGAGCAUAGCGGUUUGUAUUGUCGUCGGAAGCAUUCGGGUGCAGAUAUAGCGAGUCUCUGAAGUAAAAUGGACAGAAAUUAAGUCUUCCCUGUCUGGAUAACUUUUAUUCAAUAUCUGCACGGUAAUCAUUUAACUUUUUUCACUCGAUCGUCUCCAGUCGAAUCUCUGAAGCUCUUUUAAUCAAAUUUAUCUGAAUCAAAUUGAUCGCAAGGUACAUGUAAAUACUCUUUGGACACCAAACCAGCUAGUGCUUUUUGAAUAAUUAGGAGAUACAGGGACUGAUCCAACAGGCCUGUACGAAAUCCCGGAAAUGUUUUCCUUAUAGUUUAACCGGGAAUACUUUUUAUUUCUAAUGAAAAGAAACCCAGCAUUUUAUUGUCUCGACGCCAAUUCGGCCAGCGGCUUUAGACAUAGUAUUAAAUACAUAUUUGGCAGCUGACACAAGUAAACAUGAAAAAAAUUGUGGUGGAUCGUCAUGAAAAAUUUUCGCCGUGUGAUUACCCGAAGAAAGAUUUGUGAUAUGAUUGUUUUGGCUGCGAAAUUGUAUUUUCCAUGCCGGAAGAAAGAUCCAUCUCACGUAUUGAAAUGCAACUAUUGAACCGGGCAUUCCUAAGGAAUAAAUAAGCGCUUCAUACACUUUACACAAUUGCAUUAUAGCCAACGUAAAUGUCUAUAAUUUUUAGGCGGCGAGUGAAAAUAAUCCUUAAGAAAGUGAGAUAACAACAAUUUCGUAUAGGAUCCUUACUUUCGUAACACAUUGCUCCUUUAUUCCAAUGUCUUGUCUGCUUUACACUGGGAGCAAUUUUUCCAAACACCAUUAUCCAAAAAUUACGAGAAGCCGAAUUUUUAAGCUAGGUGAAUUAAAAGGGCUGUUCAGUCAACACGAAAAUGAUAUGAAAUAAUCUGAUCCUUCCCCUCUGCACAUUAAAUUUGAUAAGUUUUUCUUAGACACUUCCAUUGUUUUUCAUAACAUACUCCAGCUUGUUAAUGUUGUUCAUUUCUAGAUGGGUAUCACAGGAAUUUUGGGUGUUGCUGGUACUCGCAAGGAGCAAACUAACUUCCGAGAUAUAUUUGUGAGUUGACCUCUCUUAAUCUUUAUUUAAAUGUUUGUAAUGGCCGCAUUCCAGAUAAACAUCUAUCUGGCACUCUCACUUUAGCAGAUAUUCCAUGUUGCCAUACAGUAAAAUGACCGUAGAUGUAAUAAUAUGGCAACAACACCAGUAACACACGUCUUCUGUGAUCUGUUACUGCACUGACUCACGACAAAACGGAAUCUAUCUGUUAAAGAUGAUUAAAAGAUAAACCUUUGUUAUAGGUGACGUCACAUGUGCUUCUGUCCUCCAUUAGAUCAUAAGUGAGAGCCAACCAAACUUUGCAUCAUACAAAACCAUGAAUUGCAUGAUUCAUAUUGUGGACAUUUUCCCCUUUAUUUUGGCAUUAUUUUCACACACCAUCAGCAAGACUCUUUUAGGUUUUUUCUCCCUUAAUUUUUUUUUUAUGUUUAGGAUCAUAUAGAGGUUUUAUUGUUAGAAUGGACGCGUCCAUGCGAGUCCAAGAUUGACAUCAAUGACGUCUAACAACUUCCCAAUCACAACCGCGUUCUGUUAAAUCUUAAAUCACGAGACGAGAUCGUUUUUCGGUAACAGUAACAUCUCUCAUUAAAUUAUAGGCCAGUGUCUUCAUGGGCUUCUCCAUCACCUCAGCUGUGUUUGGUGGACUGAUCAUUACUUUCUACAGCAUUGCAAUUAACUCAAAUUCUUACAAAGAUUAUUACGACUCCUACUAUUUGGUCGAUUACAUUGCAAUUAACUCAAGUUCUUACAAAGAUUAUUACGACUCCUACUAUUUGGUCUAUGAAGCCGAACUGUCAAUCACUGGCAUCAUUCUGUUCAUCGGGAUUUUAGAGUUUCUGUUGGGAAUCUGGGCAGCUAUCUGUUGUUGCGUCAUGAAGGUGUGUGCGUGUUGCAACAGUCACGCGCAGUCUCAACAGGUAAGCCUUCUCCAGGGCCGGUUAUUUACACGAAGUCUAACCCAAACCGCAGUUUUGUGCAAACAGUGGGCCCUGGGUAUUUUCUACAGGAAUGUUAAAUUGAAUUGAAUUCAUGUCCGUCCUUUCACUAUUGGCUUUUGGCCCUCCCAAUGAAGCAAUUGAUCAGAUAAAAGGUUCGGCUAAAUUGAAGAUGACUUAGAACACGAUUUUGUCAAACAAAGGCUAAACUUUGUUUAAAUAACCGGCGACCAUAGUUUCCAUUCUUCGCAUUUUAAGAGUUUAGGAUGUCAAGACAGCCAUAGCUGGGAAAAAAUCCUUUGAAAAAUAACCUUCGUUUCUCCUAAUUAUUCCGCAAUUCACUUUAUGUAAUUAUAAAAUUAUACAGUUCUUCCUAAAGGUAUAAUACAAAAACGUGGCACAGCGCUCAAUGUAAAUGAUUUGAUGUCAGGUUUCCCGUUUCAGACUGUGCAACAUGUUGCGAUUUCACAAAGUUGUUUUGUGUAUGACGACGAGGAAAUGUAUGAAACGCAUUUGCUACCGUCUCGGCAGAUCCAUCGAGAAAUGAUAAAAAGUAGAGUAGUUAUAUCAUUUUACAUGUACGAUAUACAUUCGACUUCAAAAACGUUGGCACUUAAAAUGCGUUAGCCGAUGAACAAUUAAACUCAACGGCUUUAUGGGCACACAUGUACAUGAUAACCACAAUAGGACAAUACCGAAUUAAUUUUUGUCCCUUUUUCAAAACGAGGCCUGGUGCUCAACUUGAAAACAAGUUUAAUUUGCAUAUGAAUGAGAACUUAUAAUCAUAUGAGAGGAUGAGCCUCACGACUCACUUUGAAAAUGAAAAAAAGGAAAUUCGAAAAUGGCCUCUUAGUUGCACGUGGUAAAUGGAAGAACUUCAGAGUGCUUUCCUAAAAGAAUAUAAUUAUCAAAAAUAAAGAUUUGCCAGGGAUGAUGAAAAGAUGUAAGGCUGAUCAUGCAACUGUGCCAACAUUCGAACAUUUCACCUAAAUCCUAUGGUUCUCAGUGCUCAUGGAUAAUGCUUUGACCAACGUUUAUGCAAUCGAGUGUACACCGAGAUACAACCAAAACUAUUCAAUGCCUCAUUGAUACUCAAGCCAACAAAGAGCGACACACAAAUUUUCCUUUUGAAGAUGAUAGGCACUUAUUCACGACAUUGAAAUACAAAAGAACCAAAGAGAACGACCUGACUUUACCGACGUAUCGAAACCGACCAAUCACUGAGAUCUCAUCUUGAGUUGAGUCAAUUUUGUCUGCUUCUCCUACCAGAAGGUUCCCCUACUGAAUGGGAAGUCUAUGCAAUAAGCUGCCAGGAUAAACAUGCGAUUCCCUGACUCAUUUUCCACGAAAGGCAUUUAAGGUUUCUUUAAUGAUCACUUAGAAGUGAAAUUUUAAAUCUGCGUGGAUAAAAAUCCUCCUCUUUGUCAUUUGUAGACAUAUGAACACAUGAUGCAACCAACCAUGACUUAUGGGCCUGGUGGUCCUAUGACAGUUCCAGUGCAAAACCCUGUUGGUCUAGGUGCAGUGCAAACUGAAUCUCAGAUUCCACAAGGAGGCCAGCCUCAAAUGAUCAUGGUGCCUGUAGCUGGAGCCAUGGGAGGUCAACCACAGGUGAUGCAGGUCCCUGCAUCUGGAGCCAUGCCUACAGCUCAAGUGUCUCAAGGAUUUGAGAUGGCCGAAUCCGCUGGACAUGGAAAGUACAUGACUCUACACAACGACCAGGUAUGGUGGCUAAAUUCAUUGAAUAGAAUUUCACUAACCUCCCACACGAGAGGAUAAAUAGACUGUUAUAGACUGCCACUUCCCAGUCGUCCGAUUUUGUAAAUCACUCGUAUGAUUACCGACCGAAUUGGACUCCACACAGUCCUACUAUCAUUUUAACUUACGUAUUUCGUCAAUUAUUCAUUCUAGGUGUGAGAUGUGUUACAAGUUUGGUUGAGAUCAUCGACAAGGAUAUUGGAAGUGUAAUGAACAUUCAAAGAGGACCCUGGUUGCAUAGUUGCCUUCGUUUUGAUUUAAAGUAGUAACAGUUCUGUUUUGUUUCCUUGUCGAAUUUAUGCCCCUAUUUUCUAGAUACUUUUGUUCAAAGUUUGAAUUACUUACGUAGCUAGCAUUCCUUGUAAACCAGCUUACAAUUAUACGCGUAUAUUAUACCUUUAUAUUGGUACGCUCGUUAUUGAGAGAAUUGGAGUUAGAAGAUCGACGGAGUUAGAUCACAGUUUUUUCUUUUUUAAAUUUAAGAUUUUUCAGGUUAUGUAAAAGUUACAGUUUCUUUAACCUUAACGACAGGAUCAGACGGAAGAUCCAGCUAAUCGUAUUUAGUUUCGUUUUCCUUUCGACUUCGCUUCUUUAGCCUUAAAACAUUUUUUUUUCAUCUUGCACAUUGCAAUUUCCCCUUUUUAGUUUUCACUGGAUGUGUAUGAUAUUCAGACGAUAGCAUUAAACUUUGUUGGAUCAACUUGUGUCUCUUCGAUUCCUUCACUGUGGUUGGAUCUCCAUCAACUCCAGUGCACAACAGCCCGUGUCCACUGCAUUGGGUACGCCACAGGAAGAGAGCAAAAAAUAUUCCUUCAACAUAUCUUUUUAUCUUGUUAAUACUAUAUAUAUGUAUGUGUGUGCAUGUAUAUAUGUAUAUUUGAUUGUUCCGUUUACAGUGAUCGAUACGUAGAAGUAGAGCACGAUAUAUGUUGCGAUAGGGAAAAAAAACAGAGAGACUAUACUCUGAUGAAAGUAAAGUCUGUUUUUUUCCCUAUCGCAACAUAUAUAUAUAUAUAUAUAUAUAAAGAGUAAUUUUGACUUACGUAAGACAGUGCUCAAUACAUAGGAGUAGAGCGAUGUAUAUAUUGUGGAAGGAAAAAGUCAAAUAAACUACCAGUUCAUCCCUACAGACCUGUUUCGUGGUUGCCCACUCAUCAGGGGAUUAUACACGAAACAGGUCUUUAGGGAUGAACUGGUAGUUUAUUUGUCUUUUUCCUCCCACAAAAUAUAUAUAUACAUAUAUAUAUAUAUAUAUAUAUACACACACACACACAUACUUACACACAUACAUGCAUACACAUAUAGAUACAUACGUACAUUACAUACAUAUAUAUAGUAUAAAUAAACUAUAAUAUAUUUCUUAAGUUUUAUUACUUUCAACUAAGAGAAUAUAAACUGAUCAUAAUAUCUUUUUCAUACUGAGAAUUAAUGUGCUAUCCUGUUAUUGCAAGAAUUAUGGAGUCAAACACGUAAACCCACGGGUCUAGUGGGAAAGGGGGGGGGGGUUACCCCCCCUCCACCCUAUUCUUAGAUUCGCCUCUGAGUUGCUUUUUUGUGAAUUUGAAUUAAACGAUAGGCGAAAAAAGAAUCAAAGUUAAUUAACUUUCAAACAGAUCUUAAUGAGUUACUUAAAAUAAACUUUCUCACCAGUUUUGACGAAAAAAAAAUCGAACAAAAAUAAAAAGAAAUUGGCAUUUCUCUUGGAAUAACCGGAGAGGGAAUGACUUUGAUCUUCAAUUGCCUGCCUCACCCAGUGACCUUUAAAGAGACGUGUUGAAGGAUGACGUUUUUACCCCUGGAUAUGUCAAUGAAUUUAGAAAUGGAGAUGAGAUCAGAGGCGGAGGAGUGGGCGCUUGCAUUAAGGAGUCGAUUAAAAAGAAACAGCGCAAAGACACAGGACAUCUCUGGCUAGAAAUGCAAGGCCAAAACAAGCACCGCAACUUACUAUUCGGGAAAAUUUAGAAAUUUUGAACCGAGAGUAAAAAACUAAAGAUUGGCUUGCGCAAAUGGAAAAUCUACCGUUAGAAACUGACCAACUCCUAAUACGGCUUUUCAUUUUAAUGGGGGACGUAGACACAGACUUGCUACGAUUAAAUACCCCCUCACUACACCAGUGCUUGGAUUUGCCAGGUAAACUUAAUAGAUACGUCAUCCACAUUGAUGUAAUACCGUGCGCAGGCAUUGGUGAUCACGACGGCCCGCACGCCCGCCUGAACAUUCGCGCUGAGAGGUUUGUUCAGCGCUGUAAGUUCAUUUGUUGUGAACGCAAUAUUCCACUACAGGAAUAUAUGCGAAAAAUUGAUUCACAUCAUCUAUGCAGUGGAAAAUCCACACAAAAUAUUAAAACUGUUCAAUACACUUGUACCUGAAUGUAGGGAGGGUCGCGCACCCUCGAAACGUAGAAAGUUGAAUCGCCCACCCUCACACAGGUUUAACACAGAUGAAUCUCGUGAAGUGCGCAAUCAACUGAAACAGAAAAUAGAACAAGCGAGAAAAAACAGCAGAGCGCGGGCUGAGAGCUGCUUUCAGCCCGCGCUCUGCCGUCCACGGAGCGCGUAUUUUCGCAUCAGCUAACACCAGGGAGACAUCCUGCACAACUGCAGACGGUGUACUAGCCAUAAAGGAAAAUAAAGAGGAUUUUAAGCCAAUAGAGUUGGCUGCGAAUAACAGUCGUGCUGACUAAGAGGAAAUUAUAGUAAGGGGGGCUGCUAAUGAGGACAUUUUAAAGGAGAAGUAGGGUUCAGAAAAGCAUACUUUUUUUUUCACCAACAAAAAGUUAAUGCAAAGAUUGAAUACUCAACAAAGUUUUAGCCUCCGAAGCGCAUCCUAAUCAUAUGAAAUCCUUGCUCGAAAAUCGAGCAACAACGCCGCCAUCUUGCGUGACGUCAUUGAGCUCAACCUUGCCGGGAAACAAACAGUAAAACCGUGUCGCCUCGAGCCAGAAGAUUUCCCUAGGAGAACAAGGCGUCCAAUGACGAUAGCGAUGCAUCUGAAAGGCCUUGGAAGUCUGAAGUGAUUGACUGCAUUCGUAGUGAACUCAAAACCUUCAAAUUUACUUGAUUAACCCUUUAAGUGACCAAGACAGAAUUUCUCCUUACAAUAUCAAUACAAUAUCAUGCAGAAAAGUGAGGAGAAUAAAGAAAACUAUCAAUUUGGGGAUAAUUGGUUGAUCCAAUAAUUGUAUGCUCAACGGUAAGGAGAAUUUCAAUUUUGGUCUGGGAGUUGAAGGGUUAAGACCAGUUCUGAAGACCCCUGUUAGAUAUCCAGCCUUGCCAGAAUCUGGUAUAUUUCAUAUUUCAUAUUUCAUAUUUCAUAUUUCAAAGCUUUUUCAUGUCAUACCUGACUAUAAUAAAGGUUCGAAUGUCUUCCUACUUUUUUUUUAAUACCACUAUCGGUGUUUGUUUGUUUUUCAAAAAAGCGAGCUUUCAACCUAUGUGUUGUAAACAAACAAUUUAUGGUUCAGUUUUAAGCCUCAAAUACCAUAAAAAAAAGCUCUUGAAUCACAGACCAAGGUACACUGCAUGCUUAAAACUGCCAUUUCAAAUGAACACUCACACAUACUCUUGAAUGAUGUCUGCCAAGGCACUUAAACACUUACUUAGAAUUACUUUAUUAAGAUUUUUAUAACCGCAGAUUUGUAACAAACUCAUUUACAAAAGUUAAAUGGAGACAUUUUUAUUUAUUCCCACAUAUGGUCUGCAUUUAACUCUUUAACUCCCAGAUCAAAUUUGUAAUUCUCCUUACUAUCAACCAUACAAUUCUUAUAAUGUUAGUUCAGAGAAUUUAGUAUUGGAUCAACUAAUAAUCCCCAAAUUGAUAUUUUCCUUUAUUCUCAUCACUUAUCUGGUUGAUAUUGUAUUGAUAUUGUAAGGAGAAAUUCUGUCUUGGUCACUCAUGAGAGUUAUAGGGUUAAAUCAAGAAGGUGAGUGCUAGUUUUACAACAGAAUGUUAACUUACUUAAACCACAACUGUGAAACUAGAUUAAUACAUAGAGGUUUGUAAAAUUACAUAUUGAUUUCAUAAUAAAUAAUACAUGACUCAAUAAAUAUAUUCCGCAACCACAUAACAAACACAUAACUUAGAUGGUCAAUUUAGACAAAAUAUUAUUCACAACACAUUUGUUCCUUGAUGUUUAAGUAAAAUACAUUUUUUCACAUAUUAAGUUAACUGUUUAUAUCACAGAUGGUGAAGACCUACCCAAAGGACAUCCUUAAGGUGGAGAUUUGGGUAAGUGUCACCUCGAAAAUAUUUUCCUGUUCUUCCAUAAUGCUACGAUUCCACAAAACGCAUACAUCUGUAAACAAUUUAUAAUCUAUCCUCUCUUCAAGAAGUAAGAGAAGUGACAUCAUGGCCUCCUUGAAACACAAUUACACUGUGCUGUGAAGUUGUGUCAGGUUAGCUUGCUGUUUUCCUUUACCAUGAUUUAAAUAAAAUACCUUACUGUUUAUACAACAGAUCACAAAGAUCUUCCUACAGGACCACUCUCUGCAGGUAGGGAUUUAGGUAAGUGUCAACUGUAAAGUAAUAUUUUCUUUUAUUCUAUAAUGCUGUGAUUCCACAAAAUGUCAUGCACCUGUAAACAAUGAAUAGUCUUUCCCAUCUGUAGGAAGUUGGAAAGGUAACCAUAGCCUUCUUGAAAUACAACUUUUCUGUUAAAGUCUAAGCAAUACAAAAUGAUGUUUGGUUGGCAAACUGUUUUCCUUUAGCCAUUUCCAAUAGAGUAGAAGUUCAUAAUUUUGUAAUGUUACUAUCACUUGGUUCAGUACUGUCACUUCAAAGAAACCUUUUCUAAUACAAUAAAAGAACUUGAGUAGUAUUUUUAAUAAACUUGUUCAAAUCAAGUAUUUAUUUUUUUUAUGAAAUAGAUGUGGACAAGAAAAAUAACAAAAAGAGAAGGGGAGGAAGAAGAGGAAUGGUAAAGUAAAGUAAACAGUAACCUAACAACAACUGACAUUACGAUAAAUUGGGCUAACAUUUGUUUUAAAUGUCAUUUUCUACAGUGUUCAGAAAAUCUUAAGUUUAUCAAUUGUUCAUGCAAAAAGAAAUUAAAUUUUAGAAACAAUUCGGGGCCCAAGAAAUGUUUUUUAAUCUGCAACAAAUAGAGAUUAUUCUAUGGAAAGUGUGCACAAAUGAGUUGCAUUGCAUCAAAAAAAUUAACUAACACCCACGCGAGGGCAGUGAACUUAAGUGAGGUUUUUGAUCAAUACAACAUGUGGAUAAAAAUUGUUUGAGCACUUUCACAAGAUGAUGUUUUCAUUUCAUACAUACUAAGUUUUUUUCUUUCUGACUAACAAAGAUUGGAAGCUAAUGACUGUCAAAUACAUCAUUCGUUCAAUUAGAGCCAUGAAUGAUAUUACUCAGUCUAUAGUGUAUAUCCUUAUUUGUAUUAAAAUAAGUUCCUCUCUAAACAAUUCUAAAUUGGAGGAUUAAGAUAAUUUCUCAAAGAUUUAAAGGUGAAAAGAAAAAGAAGGUGAUGCUAUAUGAUUAUUAUUGACUUUUGACAAAGAAAUAAAAUUAAAUAAAGAUCAAAUAAAAAAACCCCUUGAAGUUCCAUUGCAAUGGUUUUCGAUACAUACAUAUAUUAAGACUAUUAUAUUUCCAAUUACAACAAAAGCUGCAGUAUACAGGCAUUGUAGGUAAGAUCAAUAUGUGUGAUCAUACAAAUAGGGAUAUUCCGUAAUAGGUUAUUUAUUUAGAUCUUGUGAGUAUAGUUGUCAGUUGGGUAACAUCUCCUUACAAGAGCAUUGUCUUAUCACAAAUUUCAAUUUUUUUUCCUCUCAGAGAAAUAAGAAAUGUUUCAACUGUGGAGGGAGAGUGUGCCUCUCCCUGAGGAAGAGGAGGAGUCAAGAGAAGAGGAAGAGGGGGGGGCAAGGUAGCAGUGGCCAGGGCAGUGGAUGAUGCUCAUCACUUCACCUUACAUUUUUAUUACAAGUACUAAAAUAAAAUCAACCAUCUCUCACUCGUUUUAUGUCACUGCAGCAAAUGAAUUCAGCUAUAACUUCUUACCAAGCUUGAAGGCCAUACUGGAGAACAUUUUCCUGAGAUCAUUACAAAAAAACAAAAACAGAUGGUUAAUAUUCCUCCGUGGAACUCGAUCAAGCAAAGUUAGCAAAUGAUUUAUAAUAUCGCACUUCUACAAAACUUUUUAAUUUCAAACUCGGUGCCUUUCAAAGCAAGAAUACAUGGGUUAUGAUCGUUUUGGUGGAAACGCUCCAUAUGCAAAGGUACCAAGCGAGUAAGAACCAAUUCAGUGCCAGUAUUUACCUCAAGACUAUCUUGACCUAUAGUGAUGCAAUUAGUUACGUUAAUUUUCUUAACUGCUAAAAAGUGGUAUACAUGUAGCCCCUACUAUUUAGGAUUUAACCCAGCACCAAACCCAGUGUCUUUGCAGAAUUGUGGAAGUUUUUGAGCAGAUAAUUGAUAACUAUUCGAAUCAUUUCUCCUAAAUCUUUCAGCUAGAAGAACUAGCUUGGAUACAUUUCGAUAGGAUUGACACUAUCAACCAUCAUACACAUGUUUAGUGAUAAAAUUGCCUACGCACAUUCCACCACCUGGGCUGAUUUAUGCAUUAUUGCCAUAUUGGGUACCCCUCAAAUCUCGGAGUUUCCACAAUAACUUUGUUCUUUAAUGAAUUAUUGGACAGAUAACGAAAAACACGGACCGAUUACUAAAAGACAAUUGCAAAAAUUAACAUACAAAUAAAAGCAAAGACAAAUCACUUAAAUAAGAAUUUUUGUCAACGUCGUUAACAGUACUUAUCAAAACGCGUCAGUAGCAUAGCCGAGAAGCGAGAGAGGCUGACUGUAACUGAGCUACGAAGGGAUAAUUUCCAUACGACUCCUCGUUGACCAAGCUACGAACUACUUUGAACUCACCUCUUCUGAACGAGUUAAAGUCGGUCAUACAGACUUGCAAGAAAAACUCCACACUACAAAAGGCUAGCAUAAGAUCUCCCAUACAAAAUAGGACUUUUACCGCUAAUGGAAGGAGAAAUACUAGGCAUCUGCGUUUCACUCAAAAAUCUGUAGUGAAGAUGAACUUGUGGCGUGACGAUUGCCGAGGCAUUCUGGGAAAACUAAACGCAAGUUCUCAUUGGAGCAAUAAAGAGGUGUGACGGAGGUGUGUCCAUUACCUUGGUUACGAAACUUCGCGGCGAAAUACUUCCAGAGGGAAAAUGGUUACCCGUGUGGAUGAGCAUAAAAUGCGGAUAUAUUGCAACAGCAUCACAUGGAUAAACAUUUUUAUUUCCGAAACAUAAUUUAUGGGCACCACUACUACCGUAAGUUAAUAAAAUAUUCGCAAUUCUUUACCAGGUAUUAACUCAUCUAAACUAGGUUGCAGAAUUUGAAAGCCACUUUUAAAAAUUCUCUUCCUCCGGUUUCUUUAAGUAAAGGAAUAUUGACAUGCGUUGUUUCAGGAAAUAUUGAAGUCACCCUAUGGCAGCCAAGCUGUGAAUGGUGUAUACAUGUAUGCUAAUACGCAAUGCAAGAAUGAAAACCAGGGGCAAGGAGUUGUUAAGAUUAUCGAUGUAUGUGACAGUUGUACACACGAAAUUUUUCCAGUUGCUGGAACAACACAAUUCAAACUUUUUUGAGGUUUAAAAAAAAGCUGUAAAGUAGUAUAUCAAUCAAAUGUUACAUAGUUCAAAGGUCAUGAAUGAGAGUUAACAAAAAGAAGUACACUGGUUCUAAAACCCUUCAUAUUUAGUGAUAGCCAAAAACUUACUUUAAUACUAGGUAGUUUCUAGUGCAUAUGUAAUUAGACAAUAGAGCACUAAAGACUGUCUUUGAGGAAUAGUUAUCAGUGUAAAUACAAAACGUAUAAGACUUAAAAAAUUACAUAAUUUUUUCUUAUUUUUUUUCCCAGCUCAAAUGUAUUUUCAUGGAUAUAUCGAAUGUUUCUAAACUCUGCUGCACUACUUCAACUACAGGUGUAUGUCAUAAGUACUAAUAAAUGAUUAUCGGAAUUUUUUUUUUUUUUUUUUUUUUUUUUUAAAGCAGGCAGCAUUUAAUGCAAGCUCAAACGAAAUUCAGAUGGCAACUUUUCUUACCUAUUUCUUCGUUCACUGUCUCUUCUUCUCAGUAGUUCAUUUUCCUUUUGUUUUUAACUUUGUUUUCGCCAGUAUUCCCGAGCUCUUUGCCUGUUUUUCUCACGCUGUUCUUCGUCAGAUCUUCGCCACUUUACUCGGGACCUUUCCUGCAAUUUCAUUUUCUGUUCUAGAGUUCUUUUCCAUCGCUUUUCUCGAGCCCUCUGUCUCUCCUCUUAAAGCUGUUCUUCGCUAGAAAUGUACCUUUUCACUCUUCACCCAGAGUCUCCUCGGCUUUGAACAGGUGUUGCGCACACGGCAUCGUGCUCAUACGUCUGCUGGACAAGAGUAAAGCUAUGACACUGACGUUCUCGCAGUUCAGUUGACCGCGCAUGCUAAAAGUAUCUCUUUGGACGGUCUGUCGUUCAGUCGUGAGUCCAAAUUUUUUCGCCUUGAUGGGUUACUACUAUUUCGCUUAAUUAUGAUGCUGCGCUGCUCGUGCUGCGGGAUCCGCUUUUACAGAUGUCCACUGUUUGUUGGUGUAAAGUAAAUAAAUUGUAUCUUUACCUUGUUCCGGGCUCAACAGCUGCAGUUUAACGACAAGCCUAGCCUUCGUUCCACAAGGCAAAAGAUGAGUGAAGUGUAGAGGAACUCGAAACAAUCAUUGAUGAUGGAAUAUUUUCAGGACUAUCAGCCUAAUACGUUCCCUCUACGUAUCAUUGGAAAUACCCAGGUCCACCCUGAAACGGUUGACCCAGUCCAUUCAUGGCUAAUUUACCAAGUCAAAACAAACAAUCAUUCAAAUAAACGAAACCCUUUGACUUUUACCCGCAAACAUUUUAACCAAAACUUAAGUAUUACGACUCUGUUUGCCCACAUAUUCCGUAAUUCAUCGAAAGAAGCAAAUUCUAAAGAGAAGAAUUCUCGCCGGAAAUUUUUUGAUUAACCAGUUGGAACGUUCUUGCUUGAAUGCGUUUCUUAACCAUACAGCGUGAGAAAAUUACAGCUGACCACAAAAAAAAGAGAAGCCAUUUUUCGCGCAGAAAAUGUGUAUGCUACGUUAGGAAAUAAUUACUUUUGGCUACGCAUAUAUCGAGGUAUCGAACACUCGGCGCCUCGAUUAACUCUCAAAUUCACGUUUACGUAACUUUCUGCAUAAGCACGCUAAGCAAGAAAAAUUUCUCAAAAGCAUGGUAAUCAGAACUUUGUUUUUAAAGUCGACUUGUUUUACCAUCAGUAAAGAAAGAAAAAGAAACAUCUGCAAUCUGACCUUCUUUUGACAGUUGUAUUAUUGGUGACCCUAUAAAAACCGCACAGAAAACAACAAAGCUACACAGACAAACACACGCAUCUGAUCUGAACAAGAGGAAAGAACAAAACUUAGAAGAAAAAAGACUCCGCUAAACAAAUUUUCGUCUUUCAACUCUUUUUUUUCGAAUUCAGUUCAAGCACUGGUUCAAAAAUUGAAGUGCUCUUUAUAAUUGCCGGACUCUGACAGGCUUCCAUUCUGAUUUAGCGUGACGUGACAGUGGGAACUUGACGUCACUCACUAAGGAACUGGAGCUCUAAUAUUCCGGAAAGUUUAUCUGCUGGGCAAACAUGGCGGACUACUCAGCACUGGCAGCUUCCGUGGGGCGGUUUCUUGCCAUAGAACACCUUUUUCUAGGCUUUAUUCUCGUCUGUUUUGGUAUCGCAGACUAUGUUAUUCCUGAUUUUUUCACAGGCAACCUAUGUUUUGGAAUUUGGACCGGUGUAUGGGUGAGUUGUGGGUACAAGUAGCGACUUGUUUCAUACGUCAUUUAAAUCAGUCGACAUAACUGAACACUGGCUACGUACAGUGUAAUUGACUAGUUACUUCAGAUGUUUGUCUAAAAUGACUCCUAUUUUCUUAUUGUGUUCUGCCACGAUAUAAUUUUCGGAAUUGUGUUAAAAACGGUGGGAUGAUUUCAGAAAUCGUAGAGUAUGUUGGAUUAUGGAGUCAAAUCGAAGACAAAAUUAAUAUCCUUUGCUUGUGUCGUCGAGUCAUACUACGUGGAGCUAUCUUAGUGGCGUGUUAAUGUCGCUUCUUGAGUCACUCCACAUUUCGUGGCGUUGAAACGUAAUUCGUACCGUUGAAACGUAAUUCGUGCCGUAGUAGUCACUGCCGGUGACCAAUGGUAACCACGUUUUUAAUCGUCCUGUUGUGUAUCGUCUCUUUCUGUGAAAAUUUCCUUUAGCACUCUGAGUUCUCCUUCAACUAACGUUAACUCUUUUUUGGAGAACGUCAUUUCUAAUUUUAUUCAAAUGUUGGAAAGUGCACCGGUUUCGGUAAUGACCGCAACGAAAUUAAUCAUGCUUUGUACUAGGUGGAUCAAUUUCUGACGUUUUGCAUUCAAUGUCAAAUCGUUUUAAAAGGCAGUGUGUUUGAUGAUGCUCUCGACCUCUUGAUGGAGUCAUGCAGUUAUCUGUGUUUGAAAAGUAGAAAUAAGCAAAGUGCUGAAUGUUCUCGAACCUUGCUAGUAAUACAUUCUGGUGAAGUAAGGCGACCAGCCUUUAAUGUACCACGAGAGAAUAUUAAUUUGUACUUCAGUUGAGGAUUCUUACUUGAAAAAAUGGCAGAAAUGUUUUGCACAGGCAGGAAAACAAAUAGUGAAUGAAUUCGACUGUUUCACAUGCGCUGGGGGUACCAAAAUUAUAGUGAUAUUUCUGACGACUGUUUGGACGACUUUGUGAAGAGAACCUUGCAAAAUUUUCCAAACUGUGGCAUUCGCAGGGUAAUAGCUUUCUUACUAGGAAUUCAUUUCACCUGAGAACGUGUUUUACCAUCUAUUCCGUUUCUUAAAGAUAAAGGAUACGUUGAGUCAAGUAAUGAAUUGCACUUAUUUUGACUGCAUCAUGUAUUUCCAGGAUGACUUUGAUAACCAUUCUCUCAGAUUUAAAUCGAACAUGACACCUACUCAAUUAUGCAUGUAUGGUGUAAUUCAGUAUCAUUUUGACCAGAUGUACCCGAAGGAGAAACAUUAUCCAAUGGAAUUGAUUAUCAUGGCCCUCCACCUUGCGAAUUACAUCUGCUCAAUGAUACAUGUAUGGUGAAAUUCAGUAUCAUUUUGACCCAGAUGUACCCGAAGGAGAAACAUUAUCCAAUGGAAUUGAUUAUCAUGGUCCUCCACCUUGCGAAUUAGAAAAUGCUGGGGAGGAAAGAGGGGACGAUUGAAGUUCCAGAAUGACCCCUGUCCAUAGAGUCUUUCAAUCUUUUUCCAUCUCAAGUUAUCUCACUUGAUCAAUCUGAUUGUCAUGAAAUAGACCUUUACGUCAAAGCUGUAGAGAUUAUCCAUGGUGUGGUUUUACAAAAUUAAGGACAAGAAUGGAAUUCUGCUCACUGACAGGAGGGUCAGCCCUUUUUCAACAACCAGCGCCUAUGAAAACCAAGAGCUCGAAAAAUAAUAAUUACCAAACAAGGAAAUAAAACAAAUCUGGGAGAUAAAAUAAUUGAAACAAUAAAUUAAACUAUGCGUAUACAAUAAUCAGGAUUAAAAGUGGAAUGAGUAUGAAUAAAAAAAAAUAAACUGCAAGAGAACAAAUAAACAGUAACAAUGUUAUUAGUUUCAUUAAUAGUUCGCUCUUCAAGCCAUUCUUGGAAGGGUCCAAGAUCUAUGUGGACUCUGAAACUGUUUAAUUUCAACCAUCAGGCCGAUGAACAGUUAUUUCCAGCUUACAUGAAGAGAUUUAUGUUUGAAUAUCAAUUUCAUAACUUGAGUAAUACUUAAUAUUUCAUAAUAUAUUAUAAAUAUAAUAUAAUAUAUUAUAAUAUUAUAAACUAAUAUUUAUUAUUAAUUUAUAUAAUAUAUAAUAUUAUAUUAUAUUAUUAUUAUAUAAUUAAUUAAUUAAUUAAUAAUAAUUAAUAAUUUAUAAUAUUUCAUAACUUGAGUAAUACUUUAAUACUUUAAUUUGUUUCGAAUGCUUCCAUCAGUUGUAUCUGAUAAAAGGAAGCCUAGACUGUACCAAAACCAAAACACUUCCUUAGCAUUGAGAUACCAGCCACGACUAUUGAUUACAGGCAGUUGAUAUAAAGUGCAAAUGCUAGUGUAAGUAACAAGUUGAAGCAAGUGGCCGACAUUUGCAAUUUUCUGGACAUCCAUAAACAAAAGAGACCUUGACGGAUGGGAGCUAAACGUUUUUCCUCAUCAAAUUUCCUUUCUUACUCAUUCCGAAUUUUUUUAGCCAGGCAAAUUAAGGGACUGUUCAGUCGACACGGAAAUAAUAUCAAAAAGCUUUAUCCUUCCCCACUGCACAUUAAAUUUGAUAAGCUUUUCUUAAAUACUUCCAUUUUCCCUCAUCGCCUACUCCGGCUUGCUAAUGCUGUUUGUUUGUCUCUAGAUGGGUAUCACGGGAAUUUUGGGUGUUGCUGGUACUCGCAGGGAACGAACUAACUCCCGAGAUAUAUUUGUGAGUUGACAAAUCUUUUAAUCUUCACUAAAUUGUCUGUAACGGCCGCUUUAAAGAUAAACAUCCCUCUCGCAUUCUCACUUUAGCAAAUAUUCCAUGCUGCCACGCAAUGAAAUAACCGAAGACGUAACAAUAUGGCAACAAAAUCGGUAACACACGUCUUCUGUGAUAUGUCACUGCACAGACUCGCGGGAACAUGGAAUCUAUCUGUUACUGAUGAUUAAAAGAUAAACCUUUGUUAUAGUUGACGUCACUUGCGCUUCUGUCCUCCAUUAGAUCAUAAGUGAGAGCUAGCCGAGCUUUGCAUCAUACAAAACCAUGAAUUAUAUGAUUCAUAUUGUGGAUAUUUCCCCCCUAUAUUUGGGUAUUAUUUUCACCCACCAUCACCUAAACUCUUUUAGGUUUUUUUCCCCGUGAUUUUUCUUUGACCCCUAAGAUCAUAUAAAAGUCCUUUUGUUGGUAUGGACACGUCCAUUCGAGUCCAAGUUCAGUUGGCGAGAUUGACGUCAAUCGAGUUUGUGCUUAGAACAUCUAACAACUUCCCAACCUUAAUUGCAAUCGUGUUCUGUUAAAUCUUAAAUCAUGAGACGAGACCGUUUUUCGGUAACACUAACAUCUCUCAUUCAAUUAUAGGCCAGUGUCUUCAUGGGCUUCUCCAUCACCUCAUCUGUGCUUAGUGGAAUAAUCAUUAUUUUCUACAGCAUUGCAAUUCACUCAAAUUCUUACUACAGUUAUUACAACUCCUACUAUUCGAUAGAAGAGGCUAAAUAUUCAAUCACUGGCAUCAUUCUGUUCAUUGGGAUUUUAGAGUUUCUCAUGGGAAUCUUGGCGGCUAUCUGUUGUUGCGCAAUGAAGGUGUGCGCGUGUUGCUACAGUCACGCACAAUCUCGACAGGUGAGCCUAAUCAAAGGCCGGCUAUUUGCAAGCAGUGGGCCUCUAUAGGAGGGUUAAUUUAAUUGAAUUCGUGUCCUUUCAAUAUUGGCUUUCGACCCUCUUGACAUUGUUCACAAAAAAAAGAUGUUUAGAUAAAAGGCUCGGCUAAAUUGAAGAUCACUUGAUAACAACAAUAGGCCAAUUCCGAAUUACCUUUUGCCUCUUUUUCAAAACGAGGCUUGGUACUCAACCAUAAGUAUGAAAAUAAGUUUAAUUUGCAUGUGUAUGAAAACUUACAAUUAUAUGAAAGGAUGAGCGCCAAACCUUGCUCUCUAGAAGUGUAAUUUUAAAUCUGCGUAGAUGGGAAUCCUCUUCUUUCUUAUUUGUAGACGUAUGGACAAAUGAUGCAACCAACCAUGACUUAUGGGCCUGGUGGUCCUGUGGCAGUUCCAAUGCAAAACCCUGUUGGUCUAGCAAACUGAGGCAAAGAAACCACAGCGAGGCCAGCCUAAAAUGAUCAUGGUGCCUGCAUCUGGAGCAAUGGGAGGUCAUUCACAGGUGAUGCAGUUCCCUACAUCUAGAGCCACGCCUACAGCUCCAGUGUCUCAGGGAUUUAAUUUUGAUUUAGAAAAUAUAGAUAUCUUUUUUUUAUUCUAUAUAUAUAUUGUUAAAUGAUAAAAUUACAAUUAUAGUUAAUCUACAAUAUCGUAAGGGUUUUCUGUAUUGGUGUUAGAAAGAAAAGGAAUGGAAAUAUUAUAUUAUAUAUAGUCAUUUAAUGUAAAUUAUAAAAAGGGCAGGUUGAUUACUUCGUACUCCUUCUUGGUGGUCUUGUCUUAAAGGUCGAGUUUGAUCACGUUCUUCUUGUGAGUUUGGCCACGUUCACCUAGUGAGUGAAAUCACGUUUUCUUCGUUGUGAUCGUGAGGUUGACAUGGAACUCGUGAUAAACCAUGUUCUUAAAUAAGUUAAUUUGUUAGUCCAGGAAGAGUAAAUCUCCCUGGUAAUAGGUCGCGUUCGACACCUUCGUGUUCCCAGAGUUAAUUUAAGGGUAAACAGGUAAUACCCCUCAUGUUUCGCAACAAGAAGCAAUUUGGGGGCGGUACUUGUGAGCGCCUUUCUUCUUUAACUCUUGUGACCAAGAUGUUGUUAUGUAACAAUCUUUAAAGGUGAUUUUCUCUUAAGAUACACUUUUAGGUAUAAAUAAUACUCUACACCAAGGUUAUUUGUAAUUUUUGUAUUGUCGAUCUCGUUUCUGUUCUGGCCAAUCUCAACCGUAAAGAUAUGAAAAUUAAGGAAGAAAUUGAUUUUGUAACGUAGACCACCCUAAGGUGCUUACUCAGUAUGUGGGAACUAUAAUACGUAGUCAAGCGUGAUUCGCUAGUUGAGACGGUACGAUGACGACACAAGAAGAUUGACGGCUUCGAAAUGUCAUCGGCAGUGUCAUCUUUAUAAGCGGAGACUCUAGUUUUCCCUAUUUUAUCGAAGCUAGUCCUUAUUGUAACAACUUGAUAAGAAAAGUAAAUAAAGAAGGAUCAACCAAACCACAAACGAGUGUUAGAGAAAUUAAUUCUAACAAUAUGUAUAUAGUAUAAAUAAGCUAUAAAAUAUUUCAAGAUUAAAGAAAGUAUAUUUCUAAAAUUUUAUUACUUCAAACUAGGAGAAUAUAAACUGAGGAUAGUCUCUUUUUCAUAUAUACUGUGAAUUAAUGUGCAAUCCUGUUGUUGCAAGAAUUUUAAAGUCAAACACGCAUAGUUAGAUAAACCCACGGGUCUAGUGAGAAAGGGUAAAUUACGUCCCCUCCCCCCCCCCUUCCAAAGUUAAUCAAAGUUAAAUAACUUUCAAAGAGAGUUUAAUGAGUUAUUUACAAUAAAGCCUCUCUCUCCAGUUUCGACGACAAAAUUAAACAAAAAAAAAAGGAAAAAAUUUGGUAUUCCUUAUAGAGAACCGGUAAGGGUACGACUUUGAUCUUUUAUGGUCUGCUUCUUACCGUCCGAACCUACGGUCAUGAUCUAGUGACCUUUUAUGAAACGUGGCUGAAGGAUGACGUUUAUAUCCCUGGAUAUGUUAAUGAAUUUAUAAAAGUGGAGAUGAGAUCAGAGGCGGAGGAGUAGGCGCGUGCAUUAAGGAGUCGAUUAAAAAGAAACUGCGCAAAGACAUCUAGAUGUCCUGACAUAGGACAUCUCUGACUAGAAAUACAAGGCCGGAACAAGCACAUCAACUAACUUAUUUGGAAAAUUUACAAAUCUUGAAUCGAGAGUAAAAUGCUCAAGACUGGCUUGCACAAAUUGAAAUUCUAUUUUCAGAACUUACCGACUCUUACAAGUACACCAGUGCUUGGAUUUGCUAGGUACGCUUUAUCCGACCCAGAAUUUACAAAAAACCGGCGAGAGUAACGCCGACCAGACAUUCACAAACUCUCACUGAGAAAAUAGUCUCAAAUAAUCCGAAACGCGUUACCCACAUUUAUGUACUACCGUGCGCAAACAUUGGUGAUUACGACGGUCCGUGCGCCUGCUUGAAUAUUUACACUGAAAGGUUUGUUCAGCAGGGUAAGUUCAUUCGCUCGUUGAGAACGCAACCUUUAACAACAGGAAUGUAUGCGAGACAUCGGUCACAUCAUCUAUGCAGUAGAAAAUCCAGACAAAACAUUGAAACUGCUAAAGAAACUUGUACCUGAAUGUAUGGAGGGCUUCGCAUCCUCGAAACGUAGAGAGUGACUCGUCCUCCCUCACACAGGUUUAACACAGAUGAUAUGUGCGGUCUCCUGAUCAAGAAAAACACGUUCAGGUAAUAUAUAAAUCCGGCCAAGCUUAAAAGUGGAGCUCUUGUUAGUUUAUUUUCCAGCCCUUCGUUAUACUGAAUAAAAACUGUAAUGAAACACUUUAGCACUGGCUGUAGAAGAUUUUCUUCAAGGGGAUUUCGGGUCCAGGGGGGGCUGGGGGGGGGGGGGACGGGGGAAUUGAAGAGGUCUGGAACCAGGACACGACGUUCUCACAACUUGUAAAGCGAUCAACCCGCAUGCUAGUCAACGGUAUCUUCUAUCUUUUCGAAGAUAGGGAAUGUUUUCUUCGUCAGAUGAAGUGUGUGAUGUCAGUAUCAAUUGAAAUCAUAUUCUAUUGAGCGUGACUUAUAAUUUCUGUUUGGGAAAAUGACACAGGUUGAACACAGAUGGUAUAUGCGAUCUCCAGAUCAAGAAAAACACGCUCAUAAGAACAAUCACAUAAAACUACUUAGAUCAAGGCCAUUCAAGAACAUAGAAUUAUUUUCAAAUAAACAGAUAAAGUGAAAGUCAAGACGCAAUGAAAAUGGUCAGAUUUUCCUAGCUUUUGCAGUUAGAAACUAAAGCUUAGACCCAUGACUUAAGUGAAACGAAGUGCAAUGUUUACACUCAAUGCCAUGAUCAGAGCAGUGACGCAGUUUCAUGUGCAACAAAAACAAUGAUGGAAAUGAUGACCUAAAUAUGUAGAAGGAGUAAACAGUGACUGAACAUUAACUCCAUGGUCAUAAUCUUCCGCAAAAAAAGUCUCCUGCUCAGUGUCCAUAUCCUGUUUUAAUUAAUCACACACGACGAAAGUGAAAACCGUACAAGCUUGAAUAAAUUAAAACGGUAAAUAGGUAAUUAAAUCCCCUUAACAGAAAUGACAAAAAAAAAAUGCACAGCGUGUUCAUAAAUACUGGGUUUAUAGUGCUAAGCUUAAAAUAAGAGCCGGGGCGAGGGACAGCGAAAAACAAGAACUGCUGGUGAGUUAAGAAAGAAACUAAAUUCUGAGCGACUUACGCAGCAAUAUCAUAACUCGAACACCUCGAAUCUCCAAGGUAAGUUGAUAUUUUUUUCAUCAUUUCACUUUUCGGUUCAUUACUUCGAAGAAGUAGAUUCUUUUUUGCCGUGAUUAGGCGAAGAACUCGCCGUUGACUGAAAGCCGAAAGAGCAGAUUUUAUCAUUCUUACCAAAUCUGUCAUGUAGCGUAUGUGAUUUAUAAUUAAACACAUUGGAACCACAUGGGAAGCCAUGAUUGAAUAUAGAUAAGUUAUUGAAAGGUUUCACAUAUUGGCAUCAAACGAGGUAUUUCUACUCAGGAAAUUAUAUCGCAGUUCAAUGCACAUGUUGGCCUUGUUAAUUUUUUUCAUAUCCCUCAUUUUCUCUCCGUAUUUAAUUUUCGUGACCGUCUCGAUCUUCUCAAAAACUUGGCGUGAUAAAUCAUUGCGUGACUAGAAUGUCUACAUUACAAUUGACAAGAGGUGAUCACGAAGGAGAUAAUUACAGUCCUGUUGUAAAGGGAUUUUCUUCCUUAUCAAUAUGUAUACGAUGCCCGUUUCAUUCUGGCUGCAAAAUGUCUGUAAUGGAAUCAAUUUAAUCGUUUUAGCAAGAUCCGUUUCUGAUCGAUUCAUUAAAAAUAAAACAAAUAUCUCGUGACAUACUGUCAAACGCUUAUUCUUAGUUGAUGACGUCGUCAAAAAGCACUCAUCAAAACGUCGUCUGCGUAUCAAAAUGGCGGACCAAACGGCGAAGGUUGCUGUUAUGGGAAGGUAUCUCGCCAUCACCCACAUUAUUGUCGGCGUUCUACUCUUCUGCUUUGGCAUCGCAGACUACGUAACUCAGAAUUUUUGGACAGGUUACGUGUGUUUUGGGAUUUGGAUCGGUAUUUGGGUAAGUUUCUUCGCGACGCUUCAGUCGCCUCGUUUUUACAUCACAGGCUUUAUUUAUUACAUAUAGCCGGUAUUAUAUUCGUACAGGAUGGUAUUAUAUUCGUGCAGAAUGAUAAAAGAUGCUGCCACCUUAUUUUCAUGUGAUACUGAAAUAUCGUUUCAACCGCUUCGGAAAAGAAAUUUGAGCGACCGACGUUAUAUUAUUGAGUUUAAAACUCACUUGUACGGGCUGUCAAUAUUUUGAAGUAUUUGUCAUCUGGAACAAGAAACUAAAAUCUGCAGCUGCGAAACUCUUCACCUUGGAAGAAAGUAAAUAUCGCAUUAUCUAAAGCUUACAUUGUGAAUUUGAGAUAAUUCGUAUGACUCUAUCGUGAAGUUUGUCAGAAAUACAAGCCUGGUCGAAAUGCAAUUUCGUUACGAAUGAGUGGAGCUACUACAUGCAAAUUUGCCACAUUUAUAUGCAAAUUUCCAAAAUUUGUCCGCUCUUCUCUGAGGUAUUCGUGAUUUUUCCUUCUAAUUUUUUUUCCGCUUUUUUUUUUCCAUAGCCAUGGCAGUUUGUGCUUUUAUUGAAUAUCAAAUUAUUGUUGAUUCCUUCCGUGCAUAAAAAAAAAAAAAUCUCGAUUAUGAUGAUAAUAAUGUUAUUUUGUUAUUCAAAAUAUUUCCAUUAUUUCCAUCAAGACAGGUUAAGACAGUGCUUGGGCAUCUGUUCAAAGCUCAUUAUUGAGUCGAUGGUUUCUUCAUUUAAGUAAAGUUUGGGUUGCCUGACAACAAUAGAAAUUUGCUUUAAUUUUGUAAUUGCCUCAAAAUGAGAUAGGGUGCAACAAUUUUACCACUAUUCGGAUAUUUUAGUGGUACGUUUUCUUUAGCGGCAAGCUGUAAUUGUCGGCGACAUCUGCUUUCUUGAAGCAUUAAAUGAGUGACUUGUUUGCGAGACUGCGUGAUGAGUGGCAUGUGGACAGGAAAAUGACUGCAGUGGAAACCUUGAUUUUCUGGACCUUGAUUAUCCAGACUUUUUCUCUUGUCCCAAUUUUUUCAUGAAUAUCAAUUAGUUAUGAUCACAAUCUAUAGCCAUAUUCUUUUAAAAACUACAGCGUUGAAAAGAGAAGAAAAGGCGAGUUUGUUUUGCUUUCAAAAAGCAAAAGCAGCGCUCGUAUGCGUUGUAACUAAUGCAGAACAUUAGAAUGAGGUCUGAUUGGCUUAGAUUUUCUUUGUUUCUAAGUGAGAUUUCACACUCUAUUCCGGCUCGAUCAGCAUCAAUCUUGAGCCCAGGGUCAUUUUGGCUCCUUGUCAGCAGUAUGGUCGCCAAAUAAUGACCUCUGGGAGAAUUGAUUAGUUAAAUUUUUUUGAUUUGUUGAUAGGAAAACAAUAGACUCCACACAGGAACUGUGAUUUACAGAAGGGCCAGAAGUAGAGCAUUAACAACCAUAAAUUUGAAUUGUUUUUACUGUUGUUACUAUUGCUGCUUAAUUUUUUGUGUGUGUGAAAGUUUUCACUUGUAAACUGCCAUUUGAUGUGUGAGGAAACAUCCAGCUAAAGCCACUGCGUGCUGCAAUGGUGGGAAGCUGUUCCUCUUCUUCAUUGUUGUCAAAGAUGUAGAAAUAAUCAUGAUAUUAAUUUUUUUAAGUGAAAAGCAGAAAAGAAGGAAUUGUUGAGGUCUUGCAAGUGUACAGAAAUGUACUAAGUGUAAAAGAGUUUGACAUGUGAAAUGAACUUGUGAAACAUGAAAUCCUCUUUUUCCAUCUCCUACACUUUCACACUAAUUUAACCAAGCAAUCAACAGGGAUUGAAAUACUUGAGAAGGGUGGCCAAAGAAAUCCAGAAGUCCUUUAGUAUUAAGGUGUUACAUGAUGCUGCAUAUACAAUUACAGCUGGUUUGCAUUUGAUAAGCAUUUUUUUUCUCAGUUACAAUAUACAUGUUUGUCAUUAAAAAUUCCAUGUCAAUAUAUUUUUAUCCCGGCAAUUUACUAUGAUCAGAAACAUUCAACAGAGUUUAAUUCAUACAAAAUGAAAAUAUUUAUCAAAAUAUGGAGAGUUCUGUUUAUAUUUAGUUGACAGAUCAUGCAAAUACUGUCAAAGCAUGUGCCAAAUAUCAAUUUCUAGACAAGAUUGAUGAACAGUGCAGAAGCCUAUUUGUACAGAAAACUGGAACUGCUGGUUUUUAUGUCUUUCAUGUAACAAGAAAUAGGACUUAAUCCUCCCUUGAAGAUUUCAGCUGCAGUAGCUUAUUAAAGAAAUGAUAGGUUGAGCUCCUGACUUGCUUGAUUUCAUGGCCACUGUGAGUGUUCUGUUGUACAGGAAGAUGGAAGUCAAGCACUUCCAGUGUGUGUGAUUAAUAGUUAUCCGAUGAAUACCCAAUGCUGGGAGCAGAAACUUGUCCAAAAACUGGGCCCCUCGGUUUUCCUUUUUUUUUUCUUUCCCAGACUUGCUUCUUUAUUUGAGAAAAUUCGCGAAAACUGAAACGAGCGUCGGUAGCCGUAAAAUGGCGGAAAUCAGUGCCCUGAGUAGGGGCAAAUAAACUUUGCACAUGAAAAGUGCAAAAGAAGGCAAGGUCGAACCAAAUUUGGUAAAUUUGUAUCGGAAGGAUUGAGGGAUGGUUUAAGUCUACAACGGGACCAUUUCAUGUAAAUUGGAGCUCACGGAACGCUUUUGAAAAUCAACAUUUCAAAAUAGAAAUAUCGCAUUUCGCAGCAACUUUUCAAUUAACAUUUUCUCUAUGCGGUAUAACUCAGAAUUGGUUCAGGUUAAGCUUAUGAUAAGUGGAUAAUGUCUCCGAGGAUACAAAAAUUAGUUUAGGGCUGUUCAUUUCCGCACGGACAAACCAGGCUGAAACUUUGUGAAAAUCGCAAUAUCGUCAUUUACGUCACGACAUUAUUUAAAUAGGCACCGAAUGUCAAAUAGAAUUCCAAGAAAAUUUUAGCAGUAAGCACCGUGUUCGACCAGGAAAUCGAUACCGUGAGCUAACCUUGCAUCGCCUAGGACGGCAGAUAGGUUUUUGUCCCUGCUUCCGUUUCAGAUCCUCGUCAUUUCCCAUGGCGAAACUGUUUACAACAACACAUUCCAUAGGUUACCGGCAGGCGUCCGUUUUUCUUCGCAUAUUCGAACACAUUUAAGUGUUAAGAAAAUUCUGGGAUAAAAUCGAGCUUUAUUGUGGACUUGGAAGAAGACAAUUCUAUUAUUUAUACCCGGGUAGGUCACCGUUUUUGCCGAAGAACUUGUUACUACUAAAGAUCGAAUUUAACUACCAACAAACUUCAUCCCAAUCAAGGCAUUGCAAAACAUCGAUUUACUUUUUAAAUAGAGACACGUCGUGGACUGGCUUCACAUAUCAACCCGUUCUAACUUUGAUGUCUGAUGUUGGAGUGUAAGUAAAAAGAAUAAACACCCUGUGGAAUUCACUUUUAUCGUCCUUUCCUCGCCAUUGUCGCAAGCCUUGUCCUCGAGUGAGCGUAGAAACAAAGAAUCAGUGAACAGUGAUUUUGUGGGACGCGGGCUCCGCCAAAUAUCAUUGAUUAUUGACUUAUUAAUGGAUUUCAGAGAGCCGUUUUCUCGUAGUCUAGUCAACGAAGGUAGUUAACUUUAAUUUAUUGAAAAAGAAAAACGACAAAGUCUUAGAAGAACGCGAGAUACGGCUGAAUUGAAAGAAUGUUUCAAGGUUACCCCUACCGACGAGCGGAAGGUGUUAAAGGGGAAUUCUGUCACAUUUCGCAAAACGUUAAGAAAUAAGAUUAUCUAUUAGACAGCCAAAAGGAGAAUGGUCGCGGCUUAACCGCAUUGACGCGCACUUAAAUGAGUUUCGAAACUGUGAAUUUCUUUGGAAGCCGAAAACUCGAGGGUUGUUUUUACGCGAGUUACCUGUACUUAAACGAACUAAUAGGGUAUGUAGAUUUGUUGCGGUAACGUGGAGGCUUAGAAUUCAGUUAAGCAAACACCGUCAGUUUUGUGUUUAGAGGCUCGCGCGCGCCUAUGAAAACAAAAACUGUGAAAAAUUAUGUUAUUUUCAUAAUCUACAUCUUAUAAGCUUUACAGUAUUGUAUACUUUUCUAUGGUUUCUUUAAAAGUGGCACGAGUAGGAUGGUUUUUCUGGAAGGCACACUUUCAUGACAGUUAUCUUUGUGGUGCAAUUCAAAGACUAUGUUUUUUUCCUUUCAGAUGUGCAUCACUGGUGGUCUGGGUAUCCCUGGUACCCAAAGAGAUCCAAGUUCUUCUCGCAAUGUUUUUGUAAGUUGAUUUUUUCAUGCGUCAACAACACAAAUCGUAGUAGCCCUAGGAAGGGUGCAGAAAGGUUUGCAAUGGUCUGUUGACACACUAUUCUUGUUAAUCGUAAUAAAGUUCAAAUUCAUCGGAAAAUCUUUUAAAGACAUAUUUCGGCAUAACCCACGCCAUCUUAAGUUCAUUUUUUUGUUGUUUUCGUUGACUUUAUUUAUAAACGUUACAUAUAUAAUACGCUAUCAGUUUAAAUCCAAUCACAACAUUUGAAAUUAGUGCCGUUACAAUUGUUGAAGCGGACACUCACGCGUGCAAAUGUAACAAGAUAUUUACAAUAUUAUGUUGCAUUUGUGUAUUCAGCUCGGGUUGCACGCUGUCAGUGUGAAAUAUAUCCCGAAAAUAUAGGCAAUGAUAAUCUGAAUAACUAUUCUUCUUGUUGCUGUUUUUGUUGUCGCUGUUGCUGUUGUUGUUGUUUUUUUUGUGUUGUUCUCCUUCCUCUUCAUCUCCUUCUUGUUUGUUGUUGUUGUUGGAGUUAUUGUUCUUCAUAAUAACGUUUUUAUUUUCUACCAAAAUUUCAGGCAUCUAUCUUCAUGGGUUUUUCAAUUACCUCAGCUGUUCUGGGUGGAAUCAUCAUCAUCUGCUAUAGCAUUGCCAUUGCUAUAUAUAGCGACUACUUCUACUACCCACGAUACAGUCAUAACACUGAUAUGGCACUCGCUGUAAUAACUUUGAUUCUUGGUAUUGUGGAAUUUGCCAUUGGAAUCUGGGCCGCCGUAUGCUGCUGUAUAAUGCAAAUUUGUUGCUGUGGAGCCCCACCGCAACAAGUGAGAAUCUUAAGUUUGGUCAAACAUAUAUUAGCUAUGCAAAACUUUGAAAGGGCAUAUCAUUCAAUUUUCAACGAGUACAUCUUUCGCGGUACAUACACGAGUCUUUGAAAUUUACAUCAUAGCAUGUUACAGUCAUGCAGUGCUCACCAGAAUGAGUGUGACAACAGCCAAAAGAAAUUUGAGUGGUUUUUGAGUGGAUGUUUUCGUUUUUUUUGAUUCUCUUCACACUCAUUAGUUUUAAUUCAUAGCACCGAGUACAUUAAAUUAAGUCGUUUGGUGGAACGCUUGAAGGAUACUAAUUAUGUCCCUGCGCACUGUGGAAAGGUUCGGUUCAAUAGGAUCUUAUAGACAUCGGCUUUCUGAUUGGUCAUAUUUUCGGUGACAUGAUGUAAAUAAGUUUGCAUACCCAUACACAGCGCUAGCAUCUGAGUAUAUAUACACAUUUGCCCUCACUGAAAAUGAGAAAUUUUGAAUAACAGUGGUCCUCUUAGAAGUUGGAAAAGUUGCUUGGUUCCUCCAAUGAUUAAUGUAUAUCCUCAUUCCCUUCUUUCCCACGCUCAUUAACAUCUGAUUGGCUACCCAAACCUGAGUAUCCUUUGCUUUUUAACUCCGAUCAUUUAAGCCUGAAAAUGUUGUGAUCGCUGCGGUAAUAAAUGAGUUAGAAUCAUAUCCUUUUCCUAUAUUAUCUUCCUGUUUUAGUAUAUACUAAAUCAACUAUUUACCUCAGUGUCGGUGAGUUAUUGUUACUGGACAAAUUACCCAUUACAAAUGUAGAUGUCUAACUAAACGCAUUCGUUAGUGGUUGGUAUAGCUUUUAAAAUCAACGUAGCCAAUCCCCCCUCUCUCUUCCCUCAAGGGUCAAGUUAUGUACACAGCCAACACUGGAUAUGCUGUCGCCCAGGUGUCUGGAGGUCAUGUGGCCGUUCCAAUGCAAACAGCGGGUGGUAUGGUCGCGGUUCAAACGGUUUCACAAGGAGGCCAACCUCAGAUGGUCAUGAUGCCAGCCUCUGGGGUCGUGGGAGGUCAGCCUCAGUUUGUCCAAGUCCCUGCGUCUGGAGCCACAGUGGGACCUCAGCCUCACUUUGUUCAAGUUGCUUCACCCGGAGCUGCAGCACCCGGUUACCAACCGCAGCAAGUGGAUGUUCCUCCGUCCUAUGGGCAGGGACAGUACAUGCCGCUUCAAGAUGAA
Pocillopora meandrina is the source of this 28570-nucleotide messenger RNA. Lineage: Eukaryota; Metazoa; Cnidaria; Anthozoa; Scleractinia; Pocilloporidae. The record is from the annotation of a GenBank genome assembly.